UCCUUCGAGGCCUUCUGGACUAUAAUCCCCACCAUUGGGCCGCCCGGCCAGGCUCCAGGAGCAUUCUCUCCUGACGUUUCGCCCGCAUCUCCUUCCCUCUCUCCUUCCCGGCCUUCUGGACUAUAAUCCCCACCAUUGGGCCGCCCGGCCAGGCUCCAGGAGCAUUCUCUCCUGACGUUUCGCCCGCAUCUCCUUCCCUCUCUCCUUCCCGGCCUUCUGGACUAUAAUCCCCACCAUUGGGCCGCCCGGCCAGGCUCCAGGAGCAUUCUCUCCUGACGUUUCGCCCGCAUCUCCUUCCCUCUCUCCUUCCCGGCCUUCUGGACUAUAAUCCCCACCAUUGGGCCGCCCGGCCAGGCUCCAGGAGCAUUCUCUCCUGACGUUUCGCCCGCAUCUCCUUCCCUCUCUCCUUCCCGGCCUUCUGGACUAUAAUCCCCACCAUUGGGCCGCCCGGCCAGGCUCCAGGAGCAUUCUCUCCUGACGUUUCGCCCGCAUCUCCUUCCCUCUCUCCUUCCCGGCCUUCUGGACUAUAAUCCCCACCAUUGGGCCGCCCGGCCAGGCUCCAGGAGCAUUCUCUCCUGACGUUUCGCCCGCAUCUCCUUCCCUCUCUCCUUCCCGGCCUUCUGGACUAUAAUCCCCACCAUUGGGCCGCCCGGCCAGGCUCCAGGAGCAUUCUCUCCUGACGUUUCGCCCGCAUCUCCUUCCCUCUCUCCUUCCCGGCCUUCUGGACUAUAAUCCCCACCAUUGGGCCGCCCGGCCAGGCUCCAGGAGCAUUCUCUCCUGACGUUUCGCCCGCAUCUCCUUCCCUCUCUCCUUCGAGGCCUUCUGGACUAUAAUCCCCACCAUUGGGCCGCUGUGAGUCCAGGCUCCAGGAGCAUUCUCUCCUGACGUUUCGCCCGCAUCUCCUUCCCUCUCUCCUUCCCGGCCUUCUGGACUAUAAUCCCCACCAUUGGGCCGCCCGGCCAGGUUCCAGGAGCAUUCUCUCCUGACGUUUCGCCCGCAUCUCCGGCAGGCAUCCUCAGAGGUUGGGAGGCAUCCUCAGAGGUUGUGAGGUGUGUUGUCGAAGGCUUUCAUGGCCGGGAUCACAGGGUUGUUGUGUGUCUUUCGGGCUGUGUGGCCAUGUUCCAGAAGCAUUCUCUCCUGACGUUUCGCCCACAUCUAUGGCAGGCAUCCUCAGAGGUUGUGAGGUGUGUUGUCGAAGGCUUUCAUGGCCGGGAUCACAGGGUUGUUGUGUGUCUUUCGGGCUGUGUGGCCAUGUUCCAGAAGCAUUCUCUCCUGACGUUUCGCCCACAUCUAUGGCAGGCAUCCUCAGAGGUUGUGAGGUAUGGAGAAAACUAAGCAAAGAGCUGCGGGACUUCCUGCUGGUCUACAACCGGAUGACGGAGCUCUGCUUCCGGCGCUGCGUCCCGGGCCUCCUCCAGCGGGGCCUCGACGGGAGCGAGGAGUCCUGCCUAGAGGGGUGCGCGGGGAAGCUGGUGCGCUCCAACCAGCGCCUGAUGGCCGCCUACGUCCGCCUCAUGCCGGCCUUGGUGCAGCGCCGCCUGCAGGAGGGAACCGGAUUGGCCAGCGGGCAGGAAGGGGAGGAGCCUCCUUCGCCCUGAAGCCGUUCCCUUCCUCUCUGCCAGACUUCCUCCCAAAUACAAACGCUUCCUCAUUC
Messenger RNA from Anolis carolinensis (green anole), 1654 nucleotides. It is a transcript of the gene timm10b, whose product is annotated as translocase of inner mitochondrial membrane 10B. Lineage: Eukaryota; Metazoa; Chordata; Lepidosauria; Squamata; Anolidae. The coding region runs from base 1158 to 1598 and encodes 146 amino acids. The record is from RefSeq and is a predicted model, not a curated record. The transcript is spliced from 4 exons. Gene Ontology annotation, cellular component: mitochondrial intermembrane space chaperone complex.